AUGGCUUCGGGAACCCGAUCGAGGACCAUGCGAUUCUACAAGGCCCAUGAUGAAUCCGGGAGCGCGACGUUGGGGGAGUCGGCGGUCUGCGCCAAGACAGACCGGGCUGAGAGCAGACACCCAAUCAUCAACAAGCUCGCCGAACUGCAGGACGAGAUGGCUCGAAGGGACAGGGAUAAAAUCGUCUGGCGAUUGAUUCAGUACCGACUGGUUAGGUAA
This is a messenger RNA of Colletotrichum higginsianum IMI 349063, 219 nucleotides long. RefSeq lists its product as uncharacterized. The transcript has a single exon. Lineage: Eukaryota; Fungi; Ascomycota; Sordariomycetes; Glomerellales; Glomerellaceae. The record is from RefSeq and is a predicted model, not a curated record. Bases 1 to 219 code for a protein of 72 amino acids.